Molecule: messenger RNA, 7733 nt
Organism: Fopius arisanus
Lineage: Eukaryota; Metazoa; Arthropoda; Insecta; Hymenoptera; Braconidae
Gene: LUBEL
Product: Linear Ubiquitin E3 ligase
Exons: 20
Coding region: 91-7650 (2519 amino acids)
Biological process (GO): protein linear polyubiquitination
Cellular component (GO): LUBAC complex
Molecular function (GO): ubiquitin protein ligase activity; K48-linked polyubiquitin modification-dependent protein binding; linear polyubiquitin binding
Source: RefSeq, a predicted model, not a curated record
UCUGCAGUCGAGCAUCAGUGAGAGCAUCAUCGUCGUGUUAUCACCAGAUCCAGUUGAUUUUUCACUGGAGAUUAUCCUGAGGAAUACGAAAUGAGUAAUCCCGGGCCGGAGAAGUGGCGGCCGAUGGCCAUUUCUAAUCCGUCCACCAGACUGAGGAUGGCGAGGACAAUGCCCCACUGGGUCAUGGCACAGGAUCAUCAGAAAUCAGCGCCGCAGUCCCGAGGGGUUCCAGCACCCCCGAAGAUGCCCCCGCCCUCCCUGACAGGUGAUUGCGGUGAUCCAGAUUAUGAAGUGAUCGAAUUUCCCCCGUCAAAUCGAUCGCCGAACCAAAACUCCAGCCCCCAACAGCGAAAUCCCCAUGUCACCCUGAAAUGCGCUCUAUGCGGAAGUGGAAAUUUAUUCGCCAAGUGCGAUGUUUGCAGAGAGAGCUACUGCGAGGCCUGCGACGACAUGAAUCAUAAACACCCGAAAAGACGGGGUCAUACCCGGCGGCGAAUAGUUACCCAGGAGGUGUCGUCCAGAGCAAGACCACCACUUCCACCAAAAGGGGAAUCCCAGGCACCACCAGUCCCACCACCACGACGAAAUCGUAGAAACACUCAGGCAAGGGCUUUGAAGCAGGAGUCCGGGGUGAAGAAAACCUUGAAUCACCAGGAGAGACCCUUGCCAUCGGCACCCGAUAGCAAUAUUAUUAAUCAACGAACUGCACAAUCUCAUUCGGCCUUGGAUAGUGUCGGCACGGGAUUGGAUAAAAUGUCCACUUUACAGGAGAGGUACCGGAGGUACCAGGAGGCGAUGAGAGCUCAGGAUGCCAGCCGAAGGAGAAUCAGCACUCCGGAGGGGAUGAGGGAGGCCAACACCCCCCGGCCCCUGAGUCUCGGCAACUCGAGGCCGAUUUUACAUACACCACCACCUCCACCCCCUAGGAGCAUGAUGGGAUCCUCUAGCGUCUCCGACCUCUCGGCACAGCAUCUGUGGAACCCUGGGAUGCAGCAGGCCCAAUCAAUGGCCCACCUGGGUCCCCGAGGUGUUCCCCUGAUGUGGUACCCCCCAGGUACACCCUGGGACACAAGCCUGAGUGGAUCGACGAUGAGUUUGAAUCACCCAGGAAUCUGGGGCUACCCGAUGGGCUACACCCCCCAGGCGAUGCUGCCACCCCAGUACCCAGGUACGUUAUCACGCUGUCACAGCCCCGCGAGGAGCUACAAGUCCCGGAGGAGUAGACCAGCCUCACCAUCUCCGAGCACCAGAUCCAGGAAGUCAAUGAUCUCGAGAUCGAGAUCACGACCACCAUCUGAUUCACCGAGUGACGCCAGCUCCGAGGAGUCCGACGAGUCAGAUUUCGAUGACAGAUUGUCCAGGUCCUCCAGGAACAUGAGAAGAACGAGCCUGAAGAGGCGCGGGUACGAGGACGACCGGUGCAGAAUAUCCACGAGUCGAAGAGGGCACUGGAGAUCAGAGGAUCAAAUACCCCAUCGAGGUGAUUUUUCCGAUCUGGAGACACGUUCGUACUCCUCCCGUCACGCCUCAGAGGCCGAGGAAGACCGUCGAUCCCGUCGGGGAGGUUCAGUCCUUCGAGAUGACUCACGUCGUCGCCUCUCAGAGACCGAGGAGGACCGCCAGAGGAGCAUCUCCAUCAGUCGCAGGUCCCAGCGUUCCUCCAUCUCCCGAAAUUCCGAGACCGAUGAAGACAGACGAAGGGACCGACGAAGGCGCUCACAGUCCACCGAGCGCUCCCUCGAGCCUGAUAAAAUCAUCGACAAGCCCAACGGUGUCAGGAAUCACCGGAGAUCUAGUACUGAUCAGGAUUCGGAUACCAGAUCCAAUCGUGAAGCCGUCAGGAAAAUUCAGAGACCUAAAGCGGAAAAACCCCAAGUGAAAGUUGAAGUCGAGAACUCCCGGGCUCUGGAUAAUUCGAAGAAGCUCCAGGACCCCGGGCUGGAGCUCGUCAAGCACAUGGGGAUCGAUGACAAGAGAAUUAAACAGAAAUUCAAUAGAGAGGGAGUUGUGAGUGAGGAAUGGGCGUGUGAGCACUGCACUUUUAUUAAUGAUCAUAAGGUUAAAGUCUGCGUCGUCUGCUGCAAGACCAGAAACUCGGCGCUUCCCCCAGGUGUCAGGAACGAUCCGGGGGACGGAAAACAUAGGGUAUCGAACAGUGAGGAGAGCAACUCGAAUAUCAAAGUAAUUACAGAUGAGCUGAAGGAAAAAAUGGCCGAGAAGUUGCCGUCGAAAUGUACUUUGACUUCUCCAAUGAGAAACCUGGGAACUGCUUCAGGAGAAACACCAGAAUCGUCAUCGCCACCUGCAGCUGAUCUCUCACUAGGAGUUCAGGCCAUCUCCAUCGAGAGAGGAACAUCCCCUCCACCUCAGAGUAUCGCUACCCAGACGUACGAGGUGCCCCAGGAGGUAAAGGCGACGGCGACGAGGAAAUCGAAAUUAUCCCCAGAUCCACGUCAGCUAUUCUGCGACGAGGACAGCGAUUCAGAGGAACCGACGAGGUACAACAGCCCGGACUUGUAUCCCCAUGUCAUCCAACCCCAGUACGUCCUCCAAGCGACGUCUCAUCGCUCCAGACGAAAUUCCAUCGACUCUCCUCAUCUCUAUUACCGCUCCAGGGAGCCAAGUCAGUCCAGAUAUCACCAGGAGUCACCACACCACCCACCAUCCCCAAGUGUCUCCUUGACACGCCAGGGGCUGGAGAUCGUUGAGAUGCUGCGUGACGCUGAGAAAAAUGGUUUCUCAGCUGAUGAUCUCCGGGUGGCACUGGCCCAGGGUGCGGCUAAUCCGUUGGAGUGGUUGACCCACCAGUGGCCUCAUCUCGUGGACACUGUCCAGGUGUUGGUGUCCACCAGGGGUCGAGAGAUGCCUGACGAUCGGAAUGACAUUGGCAUAUUGUCUGGUCAAGAGGCGAGGGAAGCCCUGAGGUCCUGCAGAGGGGAUGUCUGGACUGCUGUCACAAAGGCCAUUCAAAUCAGACAGCAGAAGUGCGCAGGGAUAAUGUCGAAAGGAAAUUUUCCACUUGUCGACGUGAUUAAGGCCCUGAAUAAUCACGGAGGUAAUGAAGACGUCGCUCUUCUUGAACUCCAGAAGAAUCUGUUGAAACCGUUUUUAAUGCGAAUUUGGGGACCACCUGUUGGGGUUGAGAACGACGAGGCCGCACCACGCGUGGAAGUGGCUGGUGCGAUCGAUUUGUCGGGAAUAAUCGAUGAAAAAUCGGUAGCAGCCGUAGGGGAGUUGGAAGCAAGCAAUCAGGUAAUGUCAGAAAAUCACUCUCAUUUCCCAGAGUUGCAGGAAGAUAUCCCGGAAGAUCUCAUCGAAAAACACUCGAAAAUCGUUAAGAAAUCCCUAAUCGAAGGUAAUAAUGAAAACGAUUUAUUCAGCAGUUGUGAAAUUCUCCGAGACGAUGAAAAAUCGAUAAACAUUGAACGAAAAACUGUCAAAACCCAGCAGAAUCAAGGAAUUCGAUUAAUCGAUAAAAUUGUGCCUGAAUCCCCUGAGGAAAAAGAAAGUGAAGUGAACAAGCCGAUCGUGAGAGAAAUCAAUCGUAAAUUGAUUGAUCAAACAAAUGAAAUCGAUCGAAUCGGUUCGUCAGAGGCUGUGGAGAAAUUCCUGUCGGCAAUGAAAUCUCUUCCAGAGCAGUUCCUGGGGCCUCUUACGGUUGCUCUACAAGGAUUCCAGAAUAAAUCGGCGAAUGGAAUCGGUAAUUGGAAAAUUGCAGGGCCCGCAGUCAAUCCGCUUUAUGAAAAUGUAGAACUUCCAAGAGAAAUUGAUAAGAAAGUGGAGGGAAAUCCCUCUGAAAGAAUCCCUCUUACAGAGAUCUCUUCAGGGGCAUCAAUUUCUCAGAGAGAAAUUGAAAAAUCGGAAGGCACAAAAUUUCCACCGAUUUUACCGCAGGAAAUGCAAAAAAAUCUAAAAAAUCAAGUGAACAAACCAAAAUUCUCUGGGGAAUCCCGUGAAAAAAUUAAAAGAAAGGAAAAUCAAGGAAUUGACGUGGAAAAAUCGAGAGAUAACUCAGCGACUGAAAAACCGAUUGAAAAAUCGAAUGAAAAAACCACGGAAAAUGAGUCAAUUCCGGUAAAAAAAAUGCAAAUUAAUUCAGAAGAUGGGAGUGACCCGAAGUUAAAAAAAGAAAUACCUAAAGAAUCGAAAUUUGAACGCCAAAAAAAACCAAGAAAUUCAAAUGAUGUAAAAUUGAGAGAAGAAAUUCCUGUAGAACAAGAAAUACUAGUCGAAGAACAUGUAAAUAAUGUGAAAGUGGAAGAAGAAAUAAAAAAUUCAAAAAAUGAGGGGAUAAAUUCUCCGAAAAAAGAAAUCAAUGAGGUUUCGUCCAAAUCAUCAAAACUUGUUCCAGAAGUCAUGGAAAAAAUUGAAGAAACUGAAAAAGCGAUGGGAUACACAAAAAAUACUGAAUUCACUUCCGGAAAAAGCGAAUCACCAUCAGAAGGGGGAAGACCACACGAUAAAGUGAAGGAUAAGAAGAUAUCUGAUGAUAAGGAAGAGAAACUUCAGGGAAUUGAUCUUUUGAGAGAACAAAUAGAGAAGGACACGGAAAAUGCUGUGAAAAGUGCUGAAGAGAAUGAAUUGUCUGAAGAGUUCUUUGACACUUUAGAAGAAUUUAAGAUUCCAGAAGUUAUUGAAGAAAUGGUGAAGAAGGUAGAGGUCGACCUUGAGGGAAGAAACAAUUACAGAGAAGACUUAAUUGAGGGAAUGAGGCCUGAGACGUUUGAAUUGAUGAUAAAGGAGUCUCCGGUGGUAGCCGUGAACGAUGCAAUUCCGGCUUUGGAGUCUCUGGUGGUUCAGGGGUCUUUGAAGAUGAAUCUGGUGCGAUUGGAUGAAAUGACUAUUGGGUCUGAUGUCAAUUGUGAAAAAUCCCUGGAUGAAACGAUAUUGUCUGGACAUCGAGGGACUCCACAGGAAAAAAUCAGAGACGUAGGGAAGAUCCGGAAGAAUUCGGUGGUGAAGAGGACGAGGCAGAGGGCAAAGUCUCCGGUGAAAAGAAUUUAUGGGAGGAGAAUACCAGGGAGAGCCACGAUCAAAUCAUUCUCUCCUCCGAAGAAAAAUUCUGUGGUCGUUUCUAGGAAUUCUAUCAAGAGCGGAAGAUUGGAUGGACGAACUUCAGAAACAAUGACUCAAAAUCAGAAUUCAGAAAUUGAUGGGAAGAAAGAUGGAGAGGCGAAAAUUAAUAUAGAAACAGUAAUGAAGAUGAAAAAACCACCGGGAACACCAGAAACUCUGAAGAAUAUAAAAAUGAGUGAAGAUAAAACUUGUGAAGAGAUGAUAGCGCCAGAAAAAUCUCUUCGCGAAGAGAAGAAAUUCUCCAUUGAUGAAGAAAUUGUAACAAAAAUAAAAAUGAAGACUACGGGAACUUCAAAUUUAUUACAAACUGCGGUGAGGUCUGAUGCGAAUGAUGGAAGAAUAAAAAACGAGAAUAAAGUGGUGACAGUUGACGAUAAAUUACGGAAAUCGCAGUCGAAAAUUCCGGUUUACCAGAAGAAACCUCAGACUGUCUCAGUGACUAGUCAGAAAAUUAUUGAAGUGAGUUCUUCAGUGCCUGUGAGAACUGAAAUAACACCCCCGGUUCGGGCGAUUCCGGUCCUCUCUCCAACUAUUUCUUCACCAAAUACUGCAAUUAAUGAUUUAAUAAUUAAAAAUAAUAACAAAUGCCGUAAAGAAAGCGAUAACUCUCCCCCAUUCACCCCCAAAAAUGGAGAAAUAGAUGGAAAACAUCAGACGAAUUCCCCGAAAGGAGAAAUAAAAAUAUCAAAUAUUGAAGAAGAAAUCAGAGAAUGUGAAGGUGAAAUUGAAGAGAAAGAAAUGGAACAAGUCGAGGCUGAAGAAAGUUCCGAGGAAGAAAUUGUAGAGAUAAUCGAAGAGAUAACAUACUCCAGUAAUUCUGACUCGACAGGCUCCCACAAAAUGGCGACAGUCCUUGAGAGAAGAUCAUCCUCAGAGGAUCCCACGGGUGCAGAACUAAUGCUGCAGCGAACUCUAGAUCGUAUAAAAGCGGAAUUAUCAAAUUCCGAGUUUGAAGAUGAAGAUGCAGAGGAGAUGAUGAUAAAUUCCAGUGAAGAUGAUGAUGAAGAGAUCCCAGAGAUAUCUGAAGACAGUUCAGUCGACAAUUCCCUGGAGUCUUCACCGCCAUCUAGUCUCCCAAGGGAUGACGUUCAUACCCAGAUUGACCAGAUGAUCACGGUUAAUGUCAAAUUGAAUCCUUCGAAAUUACGAGCGAGUGAGUCUGAAGCUAUCGAUCCCGCAGUAACACCCAGAAAACGUUUCUCCAUUGUUGCUAGUUAUGUUGAACAAUUUGAAGGAGAAAUGCCAAAACGCGAGAGAAAAAAUUCAAGAGAAGUCAAGGACUUGCUCAUACCUGACAAAUCACCGAAGAAUGAGAGGGAGAGGACGGCAAGACGUUUAUUGGCAGAGGAAAAGGUCUCCAGCUACGAAGAGGCAGAGGUUGCCGCUAGUCUCAUCAGUCUGAAGUUCAACGAUGAAGAAGCUAUUAAUGCAGCCAAAGAAUGUGGGAGUGUGGAAUCAGCAAUAGCAUAUCUCCAACAGGAGUGUGAAUUGUGUACUGGGAGAUUCGCUGUUAGUCAGAUGGUCUCGAUGCUGAAGUGCGUUCACAGAUGCUGCAAUGAUUGCGCUAAGAACUACUUCACUAUUCAGAUUAGUGACAGGAAUAUCGUGGAUGCUGUUUGCCCUUUCUGCAAGGAACCUGAUCUGAAAGAUGCCAAUGAGGACGACAUCCUCGAGUACUUCAGCAUCCUUGAUAUUCAGUUGAAGUCUCUGCUCGAUCCACCUAUUCACGAACUCUUCCAGAGAAAAUUGAGGGAUCGGACUCUCAUGCAGGAUCCCAAUUUCAAAUGGUGUGCACAGUGCUCGAGUGGAUUUUAUGCAAAUCCAAAUCAGAAGCGGCUGAUCUGCCCUGACUGCAGAUCUGUGACGUGUGCCUUCUGUCGGAGACCUUGGGAGAAGCAGCAUGAAGGGACGACCUGCGAGCAGUUUUCCGCGUGGAAGGACGAGAAUGACCCCGACAAUCAGGCAGCAGGUCUAGCUCAACACCUGGCGGACAAUGGUAUCGACUGCCCCAAGUGCAAAUUCCGUUACUCCCUGUCCCGUGGUGGUUGCAUGCACUUCACCUGUCACCAGUGCAAGUACGAGUUCUGCUGUGGAUGUGGCAAGGCCUUCAUGAUGGGUGCCAAGUGCACAAUCAGCUCUUACUGCUCAAAACUAGGUCUCCAUGCUCAUCAUCCUCGAAAUUGUCUGUUCUAUCUGCGAGAUAAGGAGCCAGGACAACUCCAGGUGCUCUUAAGGGAGAACAAAAUCGAAUUCAAUACCGUUAAUCGUAAUAAUGAUCGCAAAUGCAAAGUUCAGCUGCAGAAGGAAACACCGACUGGUGUUGUUGAUGCUAUCUGCAAUGCUGAUGUCGUGGAGAAUCACGCGGGACUCUGCAGGCAGCACUACGUUGAGUACCUGGCCGGUCUAGUGCUCAAGGCUAAAUUGGAUCCUGUGGAGAUAUUUGAUUUGAACGAGGCGAAACAAGAGUUGCGCCGACGGGGAAAAGUGCCGCCUGCUAAAGCACAGGAAAUUUCUGAGAUGGAAUACCUCAGAGUUUGCAUUCAGGUGGUGCAAGAGGAAAUUCCACUGGAGUAAAUUUUUCUGGAUUACUUAUACUCUAAUUUUAUCUAUUCACCAAUUUAUUAUACAAACAUUUAUAUCAGACAAUAAAGAAGUUG